Metarhizium brunneum ARSEF 3297 is the source of this 1287-nucleotide messenger RNA. Its product is annotated as Ankyrin repeat domain-containing protein 17. Gene Ontology annotation, molecular function: protein binding. Gene Ontology annotation, cellular component: ciliary inversin compartment. Gene Ontology annotation, biological process: protein localization to ciliary inversin compartment. Lineage: Eukaryota; Fungi; Ascomycota; Sordariomycetes; Hypocreales; Clavicipitaceae. The record is from RefSeq and is a predicted model, not a curated record.
AUGGCCCACGACUCCAGCCAGACUGAAGGCUAUGCCAAGCUUCUGCAUGACGCCGUCCGUCAGGGAGACGUGGAAAGCGUUGGGAAACUUGUAUGUGAAUACAAGAGGCCGAAUGAGCCCUUCGAGGGACGUUUGCCGCUCGUUACUGCAAUCCGCAACAAAUCUCAUGAUGUAAUCAAGGUGCUACUUGAACACGGCGCCGAUGUUAAAUUAAAGGGUACAUCAGGACGUUCACCAUUGGGAAUGGCUAUAAAUAUGAAAGACCGGAUACUUCUUGAAACUCUCCUCAGGUAUUGCGGAAGCCUCGCAGAUCAUGCUGAUGAGCAUGAGCCUGAGCCGUUACUCUGGAAUGCUCUGGAAGCGAGAGACGAAGCGAUGGCCCUCAUGCUAAUUGAGCAUGGUGCGGAUAUUAAGCAGAGGAGAAAUGCCUGCGAGUAUUCGCCCCUGAUGGUUGCCUGCCAUGGCCGGCUUCCUCGAGCAGCCCAGAAACUUAUUGAGAUGGGCGCCGAUGUCGAGGACCGAUCGUGGGAUGGCAUGUCCCCUCUGAUGGUAGCCAGUCAGCGCUCGGAUCUCGCCACUGCUAAGAAACUAAUCGACUUCGGCGCCGACCUUGAGGCGAAGAAGCCAGCCGGGGGGUACACGGCGCUGUACUAUGCCGUCUGGUAUCGGCGCCCCGACAUGACGGAGCUCCUGGUCCGCGAGGGCGCCCAAGUCAACCAGCCCUUGGCCGGCGGCUUCACGGCCCUGUCCGUCGCCGCCGACAACAACAGCCCAGAGAUUGCGCGUUUCCUGCUUGCCAACGGCGCCGACGUCAACCGUGCAACGGGUUCCGUCACCGCAUGCAUCUAUGCCGACGGCCUUCACGUCGACGACCUUCCAGCCGACGCCCUCCUCACGCCCUUGCACCUGGCUGCAGAAAACGGCCAUGCCGACAUGGCGAGACUUUUGCUCGACAACGGCGCCCAAGUCAAUGCGGCAUCAACCCGCGGGUACACGCCACUCAUGUUGGCUGCGCACAACGGCCACGCAGACACAGUGAGCAUCUUGAUCCGCAGGGGCGCCGACAUCAGCGCGCACGCCGCCGACGGAUCCAGGGCGCUCUCCAUAGCCGCCUUGUUCUAUGACGGGCUUCUGCGCCGCGAGGUCAAGCUUGGUAGACCCUCGACAGCCCGCCCCCGCGCCUCGAGGUUUGGCUUCGAGAGAGACUGCGAACAACCGCCCCGCCAAUACGAGAGAGUGAUUGCACUGCUCGCCAAGGCUGGCUACGACAGCCACAUGGAGACAUGA